This is a messenger RNA of Ctenopharyngodon idella (grass carp), 3402 nucleotides long. It is a transcript of the gene tmem81, whose product is annotated as transmembrane protein 81. NCBI's taxonomy places the organism in Eukaryota, Metazoa, Chordata, Actinopteri, Cypriniformes, Xenocyprididae. The record is from RefSeq and is a predicted model, not a curated record. The transcript is spliced from 2 exons. Bases 1400 to 2302 code for a protein of 300 amino acids.
GGAACACCCAGAGGGUGAGUAAAUGAUGACAGAAUUUUCAUUUUUGGGUGAACUAUCCCUUUAAUAGACACGCACGCGGCAGCCAUUGUAAGUCCACAAGACUGUAAGUGCAUAUGAAGUUUGCCAUUUGGGACAGGGCCACUGACGCUGGAAUUGUAGGUCACAUGACAAUGAAAACAUGACAAAUGUAGUAUGUCAAAAUUACAUUCAUACUACACACAUUCAUAGUAUCUAGAAUGUACUAUUUUGACAGUUGUGAAGCAAGUACUUAUUAAAUAAAAAACACUUGUAUAGCCUAAAUAAAAAUUAAGAGCAAAUUCAAUAGCCUAAGAAAAAAAUCUUAAAAGUGGAAAUGAACACUAAUAUCUAUUCAAUUUAAGCAUUAAUUGUUAAAUAACCAAUUUCCAUCAAUUUGGCAAAUCAAUUUUGAAUGUCCAAGAAAAUGCAAAAAAAAAAAAAAAAAAAAAAAUCAUGUUUCACUGUCUACGUGGAAUGUAGCAUCCCUGCAGUUUAAAGGGACAGUUCACACAAAAAUGAAAAUUCUGUCAUCAUUCAUUCACCCUCAUGUCGUUCCACACCUGUAAAAUAAGAUUUUUUUUUCCCAUUUAUUAUUAUUAUUUUUUGUAUUUUGCAGAAGAAAGAAAGUCAUACAGGUUUGGAAUGGCAUUGGUGAGUAGAAAUGAUUGUUUGUUCUGAUGCACAGAAGACUGUCAAGGCUUUGUUUGUACAGUCUGUGCCCUUGAGGUGAUGCUUCCUCAGCAUGACAAACAGUCAUCAGAGCUUAUCCACAUCCUGUUUACACCAUCACAAAAGACUAAAACCAAGAGUACAGUUCUCUAUCUUACACACACGCUAACAUACUUGGUCACCAAACCACCAAAUGAAUGGACAAAACGUAAAAGGUAAGAAUUAUUCGUUGGCCUUGUUUGAAUCACUAUUACCCCGCAGGAGUCUUUCAGCUCUAGGCAUUUCAUAGCUGUCUGACAUUUGAGAGGUGUCAAUAACCGCUGGUUCUGCUUUACUUGGCUUGAGUACUGCCCACACUAACUCAACAUAGUAGCCCACUAGAGUUGCCACUUUAUGCUUUAACGUAACUUAAAUGUUGCUGUUUAACAGUAACUUAAAUGAAUAUAAGUGACAUGCAGAUAAUAUAAUCAACAGAUUACGUAUUUUACUACAAACUACACCCGUAACGUAAACUAGCCUAUUUAAUCACACCGCAUACGUUUUGUGAGACCGAGCGCCAUCUUGUGGUAAUACAUACAAACGUUGUAAGUAAAUAAAAACAUGAUUAUUUUCAAACAAAAACAAAUAAAUAGAUGUUUUUGCUGACUGUUUUAGCCUAAACCUCAGUAUUUCAAGCGCACGUGAAAGACUCAACUGAUCAACAUAAAGUUAUAUGAGGUUAUUAAAAGAAUGCAAAAUAGAAAGGUUGAGAGAUUUUUAUAGUUUCUCGCAUCUUUUGGACACACCAACGAAGCUUGGCUGGCCGCUGCCCCUCUUCUAUGUCUUAAGUUACAUGGCUCGCUCAGCACUUUGGCUGGUGUUGCUGUACUGCACACUCCUGCAUUCCCCCAGCUACUGUAGCACUUUAACCAAAGCUGACCUAGAAGAACUGGAGAAGAUCAGCACCUGGGUCAUCAAACGCAGCUUUCCCUGCAGUACCACCUGCGGGCUUGGCAUUCGUACUCAAGAGCUCUGCCCAAUCAGGGGGACCAGGAACAUCUCCAGCACUUCCUGCAAGCUGAGGACCGUCCGCUGCCUAGACACCUGGCAGUGUGGGCUGAAGACCCAAACAGCAACUGCAGGUCAGCGUCUGGUGCUUGACUGCUUAGAGGAAGUGAUGGAAGCCAUGGGCCGCUUUGCUUUUGUGGUGUCUUGGCGCUUCGCCCGUGGAGUCAUCACCUCUGAUGACUCGUUAUUCACCCGCUAUGAAGUCCUUAGCCUGGACAAGGUGGUGCUAGACCCUCUCAGGGAAGAGGAUUCUGGGACAUACCGCUGUGACGUACUGGACACCGGCAAACGAAGAGUGAAAAGAAUGUAUAAAGGGGUGAAGGUGUUAUCUCCCAAUGAACUGAGUUUAGACUUUGCUAAAGGUCUGAUUCAUUGGGAAGACCCUGAGAGCCUGAUUUCUAACAUCACUACCAAAGGAAACAUGUAUCCCAGCAGCACUGUCCGAAACAUGGCGUUGAUAAGCGUGUCCAUAUCUGCUGUUAUGGCGGCGGUCAUCUUUCUACUCUUGUGGGGUUUAUACCAAAGAAGACCCAGAAGAACAGCUCAACUUUCCCAGGACAACAUUUGAAUAUUAAAAAGUCAAAUGAAUUCCCAGAUUUCAUUUUUUUAAUCAUAAUUUACUAAAUCACUGAUUAAUAGAUGUGUUAAGAAUAAAUUUGACCAUGUCACAAACGCGUGGGAUUGAAAAACAUGUUCAAACUACAGUGUACUAUUUAUAGAGCAGAGCUGUUAAUGAACUGUUUAUGAGGGAUUCACAUGCACAUUUGUGUACAAAGGGACAAACAAAUCACUUCAUCAACCAUGGGUCAAGGGGUCACAGGUUCCUAAUUUGGAUCCUAGUAAAUUAUCCUAAGUUCCUUAAAGGUGCAAUAGGUAAAGUAUGCCCAUAUCCUGAUAGCAAUCAGUAUGUUAAGCGGUAUGAAUGUAUUUUUAUAAAUAUUUAUCGUCUGUGGAAGGCAUGGGACCAUAAAAUGUUUGUUCAAUCAUUGCAUUCGGUCCGAAUGAAAUGAUAGCAUGUGUUCCAUCUCAGUCAACAUGUGUUUGCAUACAACUGCACAGCCUGUUCACGCAGACAUCAUACGUCACCAGCGCGUUCACGUAUGCUGUGCAGACAGAGCGAGAAUGACAGGCAAACAGCAACAACUUAACUUUAGUUUAGUAGUACUGUUACUCUAAGUUUUCUCACCGGUGAAUGACACAUGAUGUAAUCCAAUAACGUUGUCUCUGGUCGUCUCGCUUCUGGUCUGUAUGUGUUCACGUGUUUUGGAGGAGGCGUGGCUUUAGACAGCGAUUUGCAGGGAGGGUGGGAUCACAUGCUUUCAAUGCUAGCAGGCUAAAGUUAACAUUUCUCAGAUAACCUAUUGCACUUUUAACUUGUACUUACAGCAGCCCUACUUUAAGAGAAACACAUAAUACAUUACAGCACUGGUUGACUUCAAGACCCCCCCAUUGGUUAAGACAAAAAUAGAAAAUUAGCCAUGAUGAUAAAAAAAAAAAUUAUAUAUAUAAUUAUACAUGUGUAUAUGUAUAUAUGUAUAUGUGUGUAUAUAUAUAUAUAUAUAUAUAUAUAUAUAUAUGUAUGUAUGUUUUUAGUGGGGGGGGGGGUCUUUCUUUAGAAUGUUCUUAAAAUGUGUCAAUACCCCCUAGUUGAGAAUCACUGUUUUUUAC